UCUUUUCUUUUCUAUUUGCUGCAAAAUACAGUUGCCCCUUCUCACCUACUUCAUAAAAACCUAUGGGAAACACCCUUUUUUUCCCUUCUCUCUCUCUCACACACUCUCUUCAUUCAUGCUCCAUCAAAAGCGUAUCAAUUCUCUUUCCUUUCCUUCUUUCUUUCUCUUCAUAGCAGUUAGGUGUAUAAAAAGGCCUGCAAGGACACCCACCAUAGAAACAAAACAGUCCAACAAACUAAACAGGUUUCUUAUCUAUGGAGUUGAUGAAAUCAUCAGACAAUAUUAUUCAAGACAGAACCCAACAGCAGCAUAAACAAGAACCAGAAAUGCAGGCGCAGGAGGGACAACAAGAACAAGGACAUCAUUUUCAUGUAUUGGCAGUUGAUGACAGUGUUAUAGACAGGAAGUUAUUGGAGAAACUCCUCAAAGUAUCUUCAUACCAAGUGACCUGUGUAGACUCUGGGGAUAAAGCUUUGGAAUAUCUUGGUCUGUUGAAUAACCUGGAUUCUGACUCAACAGCUUCUUCUUCUUCCUCCUCCUCAUCUUCUUCUAACUCAUCUUCUUGUUCCCAAUCUUCGCAACGAGAGGGACUUAAAGUCAACUUAAUCAUGACAGACUUUUGUAUGCCCGGAAUGAGCGGCUAUGAUUUACUCAAACGUCUUAAGGGAUCUUCAUGGAAAGAUGUACCAGUCGUGGUCAUGUCAUCAGAGAAUGUUCCUUCUAGAAUUAGCAUGUGCCUGGAAGGAGGAGCUGAAGAAUUCAUGUUAAAGCCUCUUCAAUUAUCAGACCUAGAGAAAAUUGAAGCUUACCUUCUCAAAUCCCUUCAUCUUUCUUGCACAAACAUUGACAAAGAUGAUGAUGACAACAACGCCGACCACAAUAGUGAUAAUAACAAUGACAAGGUCGUCAACAACGAUAGCAACAUCGACAAAGGUAAUAAUAGUACGAGUAUGAACAAUAAUUUUAGCAAAAGAAAGGCGUUAUCUUCCGAAGAUACAGAGAGCCGGCGACCUAAAAUAAAAGGUUUAGCGGUUGCGAUAUGAAAAAGGGUAUAAAUUAAUUUAGAGUUUAAGAUGAGUGACACUCCAUUUUCUUAUACUUGGGGUUUUGUGCAUUUACUUGGUUAUUGCUAAUAUCAAAAUUAAGAGGCUUUACUUUUAA
Messenger RNA from Gossypium raimondii (Peruvian cotton), 1161 nucleotides. RefSeq names its product two-component response regulator ORR9. NCBI's taxonomy places the organism in Eukaryota, Viridiplantae, Streptophyta, Magnoliopsida, Malvales, Malvaceae. The coding region runs from base 255 to 1043 and encodes 262 amino acids. The record is from RefSeq and is a predicted model, not a curated record. The transcript is spliced from 5 exons. Gene Ontology annotation, biological process: phosphorelay signal transduction system; cytokinin-activated signaling pathway.